This is a messenger RNA of Ananas comosus (pineapple), 1264 nucleotides long. RefSeq names its product tetraspanin-8. The coding region runs from base 138 to 974 and encodes 278 amino acids. NCBI's taxonomy places the organism in Eukaryota, Viridiplantae, Streptophyta, Magnoliopsida, Poales, Bromeliaceae. Gene Ontology annotation, cellular component: plasmodesma; plasma membrane. Gene Ontology annotation, biological process: auxin-activated signaling pathway. The record is from RefSeq and is a predicted model, not a curated record. The transcript is spliced from 2 exons.
CCCUCUCCCUCUCCCUCUUCGUCUUCGUCCCCACUCCUCUCUCUCUCUCUCUCUCUCUCUCUCUCUAUCUAUCUCCAUUACCACGACCUCAUCAUCCUCGGAGUGCUACGCGUGGGCAUUGGUUGGGGUGGAUCGCGAUGUUUAGGCUCAGCAACAACCUCAUCGGGGUGCUCAACCUCCUCACCUUCCUCCUCUCCGUGCCCGUGCUCGGCGGCGGCGUGUGGCUCGCCACCCGCGGCGGCGGGUCCGGCACCGAGUGCGAGCGCUUCCUCACGGUGCCGCUCAUCGUCCUCGGCGCCUUCCUCAUGCUCGUCUCCCUCGCCGGCCUCGUCGGCGCCUGCUGCAGGGCCUCCCUCCUCCUCUGGCUCUACCUUGUCGCCAUGUUCCUCCUCAUCCUCCUCCUCUUCGCCUUCACCCUCUUCGCCUUCCUCGUCACCAACAAGGGCGCCGGCGAGGCCGUCUCCAACCGCGGGUUCAAGGAGUACCGCCUCGGCGACUACUCCCACUGGCUCCAGAAGCGCGUCGACAACUCCAAGAACUGGGCCAAGAUCCGGAGCUGCUUGCAGGACUCUAAGAUUUGCGAGCGGCUCCAGCAGGGCAACGAGACCUUCGAUCAGUUCAUCAGGGACAAUCUCUCCCCGAUUCAGUCUGGAUGCUGCAAACCGCCCACCGAAUGCGACUUCACCUAUGUGAGUCCAACUGUGUGGACCGUGAACUCCACGACAUUGACCUCGACCAACAACACCGACUGCUCGGCGUGGAACAACGACCCGUCGACCCUCUGCUAUGGCUGCCAGUCCUGCAAGGCCGGCGUGCUCGCCAACAUCAAGAAGGACUGGAAGAAGGUCGCCAUCAUAAAUAUUGUCGUCCUCGUCUUCCUCAUCAUGGUCUACUCGGUCGGAUGCUGCGCAUUCCGGAACAUUCGGCGCGACAAUGCGUACGGCUACGGUGGAUGGAAAGGAAGAUAUCCUUAGAGGACUUCCUUCUCGCCUCCUAUGUCAGUGGAUUUACUAGUAUUGUUUUCUUUUUCUGUUAUGUUUCUUCUGUAACUUUUGUACAUCGCAGAUGGUAUUGAUUUGUCGUUUACGUGCUAGCUUUAGUACAUAUCUAGCUGUUGUAUCCAUGUUGUUUUCCGUGGCUCAUUUGUUGUAUUAGUUGCUUUCACUGUAUUCAUUAGAGCUAAUGUAGGACUUGGUAUUGUAUAAAGUUGUCGGCGGGCUUCUGUUCUGUUCUUUUCUUUCCUUAUUCUUGUGGCUUUGUUGUA